UAAAAUUAAGCGAUUUGGAUGUGAGUUAGUCUAACUGCGAGGAUCGCCGCGGCAACAGCUCUCUGUCCACACUCACACUUACACACAACUCAUACACAACGCAACACAGGCGCACAGCCGUGUCCGUACGCGCCACCGCCGCACACCCACACAGCGCUGGCGUCAGUACGGCCCGCGUUCCGUCGCACGACAAUCGCUCCACAAGCGUCUCCCGCCCGCCGCCCGCAGCCAUUGUUCCCGCCACAAUGCGUUGACACUCGAGCUCGGAAGUGGCCCAUUCACGAAUCGUUCCGAAACACUGAUUGUUUUCGUUUUAUUUAAUCUUUAUUCGAGUUAUUUAAUCUGUGUGUUAAAGUGUUUUUUUUUAACGUGAACGUGCGAGUGAUUUAUGUCACGGAUAUUGGACUUGUUCGGAAGCCGAGAACAUCGGCGCGGACUUCAAAGCCGCGCCUACAUCAAACAACCUCUCGCCAUCGCAUCGCCGAGUGCCUAUUGAGCGCUAAUACAAUCAUAAAAACAAACAUGAAUGACUAUUUCCGUACGAAUCGCGGCUGAGGAGCACACAUGAGCGCGGAAAACGAACCGGACUCCACAGAGGAAAAGCAGCACGAGACCGGAGGAGAAGCGAUGCAAACUGUGGUCUCUACAUACGUCGCACCGAAUCUCAACGGCAAGGGGGACAGUCUGAUCGAUGUUAACUAUCACAAUGAAUACUCUUUAGACUAUCAAUAUGGGGAGAAGAUCGACAGUCCCGAGGACCAAGACGAGAAGAUAGAGGUCGACGAUGAUAAAGGAGAAUUAGUUAUAGCAGAUGAAGACGAAACGAAAUCAGAUCUCGAAUCGGAAGAUAGAGUAAACGAACAAGCGGCAAGCAAGGAGUGUGAAAGUAGCAACCAAAGAGAGGAAAGUUUGCCGUCAUGGCAUCCACAUGUGUACGGGAAGCCACCGAAGAAGCCGACGCCGCAUACUAUAGAGUAUAUAUUAGGAUUACCAAACAAAAAAAGCAUACACGAGGAACAGAAAAAGUCCUCCAUCGGUCAGCUGAUAAGCGUAAAAAGAAACUUGGAGACGAACAAGCAGUUCGUGUGUCAGGAGCAGAGUGCAGAGAACAGAGUUGUACAGGUGCUGGAGGGUCGGGGACGCGCUUGUACUAGUGCGCACCGGCACCGGUUGCAAGAGCAGCUGUUGCAACGCGCGCGGACGGAGCAGUGCAGUGACAGUGCAGUGCAGUACGCCGGCAAAGCCGAGGAACCUCUUAACUUAUCAGUGCCAAAGUCAAAGGAUUCGCCAGUAUGGAGCGUGGACGAGGAUAAAGUCGCCAAAGAUCCUUCCAAGUUGAUCAAGAGAAAGAAAUCGACGGAAGACGUUCGGUCCCCCUUGGGCGGGGAGGGGUCUAUAACCAGCGAGGAGGGGGAAGAGACGGGCGCGGGGAGGCGGAAGAAGGCCAGGACAACAUUCACCGGCCGCCAGAUCUUCGAGCUGGAGAAGUUGUUCGAAGUCAAGAAGUACCUCUCCUCCGGCGAGAGAGCGGACAUGGCCAAGCUGCUUAAUGUAACGGAAACACAGGUAAAAAUAUGGUUUCAAAAUCGAAGAACGAAAUGGAAGAAGAAAGACAACGUUACGAAUGCGGAGGUGGCAGAAAUAAAGCAGCAGAACAAGCCCAGCGGAGAAGAGAAGAAGCCAGAGGAUGUUAAAGAAGAUCCGCUAGCUCUAGACAUGUCUAAGAAGAAUUGUAAUAAAAUAUUAAGCGAGAAAUUAAGAAGUACAAAGCAAUUAGUGCAGACUGUUGUCCCUAAACCUAGGAGAGUGGAGAAAGGGGUAGUUUUAGAAAGCAUAUGCGACGCAAAUGAUAUAGAAAGUAGAAUUUCCAUAACUAAGAUAACUAACAAAUUAUCCAGCACCGAGCUGGUGGGAGAGAACAAGGUCUCAGUGAAGAGCUUUAGCCCUGAAGAAGUGAAAGACUUGAAGUUUGACACUCUGAGUAGGGACGUCGAAAUGUGACGGGCUUUAGGGUCUUAGGUCGUAGUCCCGUUGCGAAAUCUCACAGCUUUUGGUUUGACUUUCUUUAUAAUUAUUGAAGGCCUUAUCAUCUCUAAGUAAGGUCAUAUCUUAGAAAAAUUACGCAUUUCCCACUGUCCUAAAAAUAUGCUAUUAUAAAAACUAAUGAAUAAAAAAGCUUUUAAUUUAGAUUUAUAACAAUAAAACAAUUCAAUAUUCUUAUCAAUUUUAGUAUAUUUUAAGAUAUUAGGAGAUUUCGCGAGGGGGACCACGAUAUUAGUAAAUUAAGUCGGACAAAACCAGUAUACGAUAAGAGACAAGAGACGCCAUCCGUCCGACGCGAGGCCGCGCGCCAACCGCUGCAGCUACACAGCGUAGUCACCAUCACUUUACGUAUCUCGUAUCAUUCAAAACAAAUAUUUGUUUGCUAUUUCGUGUGUUAUGUAAACUAACAAUUUUGUUUGUAUGUUUGUUAUAAAUGUAAAACGUAUUU
Molecule: messenger RNA, 2491 nt
Organism: Papilio machaon (common yellow swallowtail)
Lineage: Eukaryota; Metazoa; Arthropoda; Insecta; Lepidoptera; Papilionidae
Gene: NK7.1
Exons: 4
Coding region: 565-2001 (478 amino acids)
Biological process (GO): cell differentiation; regulation of transcription by RNA polymerase II
Cellular component (GO): nucleus
Molecular function (GO): RNA polymerase II cis-regulatory region sequence-specific DNA binding; DNA-binding transcription factor activity, RNA polymerase II-specific
Source: RefSeq, a predicted model, not a curated record